Molecule: messenger RNA, 988 nt
Organism: Helobdella robusta
Lineage: Eukaryota; Metazoa; Annelida; Clitellata; Rhynchobdellida; Glossiphoniidae
Exons: 4
Coding region: 1-762 (253 amino acids)
Molecular function (GO): protein binding
Source: RefSeq, a predicted model, not a curated record
AUGAAAGCAGAAACCCAGGAUCAGCCACCCUUCGAUUCAGAACAUCCGAAAGAACAUCUGAAACCCCCUAUGCCGGGGUUGGGGUAUAAAACUUGCUUGGUCGACAAUUGUUCACCAACUAGAACAGUUGAAAAGUACAUUCCCGAAGAAGAUAGAUGGCACAUGCUUGCGCCUCUGCCAGUUGCAACUCAUAGUCUAGCAGGUUGCGCGUUCAACGGCAGAAUGUACAUAAGUGGCGGAGUUGACCAGUCUGGCACUUCAAACAAAGUAUGGAGGUACAGUCCUGACGUAGACAAAUGGACGCCGAUGGCUCAAAUGCUAACUAAUCGAUCAGACCACAUAAUGACUCGCAUGAACAGCAAAGUGAUCGUAAUCGGCAGUUUCCGUGAUUUUGGGUUACCAUCUUGGAAUUUUGUAAUGGCCGGUGAGAGAUAUGAUUGUGAAACAAAUCAGUGGACAUAUUUGCUGACAUUGAAGAAGCCUGUCGUCAACUCAGCCUUCUUCACCAUGAACAACAGCCUGCACAUUUUAGGAAAAGAAAUAUCUUCAUAUAACUGCUCCAUUAAUACUUUCAUUCAGAAGAUUAACUUGAGCAAGUAUUUGGAAAUGAAUAACACGUCUGGAAAUGGUGACAGUAAUAUUAACAAUGAUGACAAAAAAUUUAAUGACAACAAUAACGUUGAUGGCUGUCAAAUUUUCAGUUACGAAGCCGACAUAUCGCUCAUUUAUCAUUUUUUCGGAAACGUGAUUACAUCGAAAUAAUUUUGAAAAGGAUUUCUACGGCACUGCUACGUAUUUUAUUUAUUUUGUAAUUUAAUGUAAGCCGUCUUUUUAUCACUUUACAAUAGGCACUUAACUAGGGAAAUAUUUUGUUUUUCUUCUGAUUUACUAUAACGGACAUUUACUAUCCAAUAGUGUCCGUGAAGUUAAGGCAACAGACCUGCUUAGCACCUGUGCUGUUAAAUUCACCUGUUAAUUAAAUUUAAAG